GUAGUAGCAUUCACAAGGUGGAGAAUCUAAUCAGGAAGCAUUUGCUGAGGUUUCAACUUCAUGGUUUAAAAGACUUCAACGAGGCAUCGAUAGAAAGAUGUACAACAGCAGUUACAAAAGGCCCAACGUGGCUCUGAAGGCUCAGGACAUUCGCAGAUCGAAGGGAAAAAGCUGUGGUUAUUAUCUACGGCUCAUCUUCUUCUUCUCUUCACUGAUCCAGUCUCUGAUCAUCGUGAGCCUGGUGCUCUUCUUAGUGUAUGGACAGCCGGAGAAGACCGCUGACGAGAAGAGGGUGGAGGAGCUGCAGCAGAGUUUCUACAACCUCACCAUGAACAUCACCCAGCUGAACAAAGUGAAAGCCAACCUUACCCUCGCACUCAGGACGAAGACGAUGGAAAAGGACGCAGCUGAUAGAAAAGUGGUGAAACUCACAGCGGAUUUGGACUCUGCCAAAGGAAAUAUAACGAAAUAUACCCAAGCACUAGCCAGCUGCAAUGCAAAUAAGACACCUUUACUUCGGGGUAUAUCCCCAUGUCCAUCCAGCGGUGCUUCAAAUGAACACAUGAGAACCUUACAGACUCUUUUGGAGCAGCAGAAGUCUCUGUAUGCCAUUCUCCAGGCCAAUUUCAGUCAAACGGUGCAAAGCCUCAAGUUCAACCUGGACAGUGCGAUAAAAGAUAAAAAUAAGAACGAGCUAGCCAUGAUGAUACUGAAACAAGAGAAGGAUGACGUGACAUCUGAGCUUGGACUUUACAAAAAGAAGUGCAAGGAAGAUUUUGUAAUGUCGCUGCAGGGCAUCCAGGACGUCACGACUGCCUUCCUCACCAAGAUUGACAACUUCUUCCCCGACACCUUUACCUUCCACCUUACUUGUUCGAAGCAACAAGAACAAAUGCAGAAGAUCCAGGCGAACUGCACGAACCUUUCCCGGCAAAUAGAAGACAAGUUCCAGACCUACUUGAACAUGGUCGGGGAGAGAGUCUCCACCCUUCAGGCAGUGAGCAGCCGACUGGAAGUGGAAAACAAGCGCGUAAAUUCUGACAAAGACAAGUGCAAGCAGGACCAUGCUCAGGAAACCGAGCAAUGCGCAAAGCGUCUCCAGGAGGUCCAGGACAUGCACGACAGACUGGUGGAGCCACUGCUGAACACCCAGAAACAACUGCUCAAGGAGAAGCAGAUGCUUCAAGCUUCAUGUUUACCAAAGCCCCCCAUGCCGAAGCCGAACGGACAGGACUCUUACACGUUAUACGGACAGCAAGGUCGGCAAGGACAGAUGGGCGUCCCUGGAUCACACACUUCAAUCCAAAGCAGAUCGUUCAACAAUCCAAAUGCCAGGUGAGGCGUGAGGAGCGAGUGGCACGCAGUAUACCGUGUCUCCUGUCCAGUCUCAUAGAAACUUCAGGUGACCUGUAUAAGUAUUCGAACUGCAGGCAUUAAUAAUACUGUGACAAUAACCUAUUGAUCAUUUGUACAUACUCUACUGUACAUGAAUGCAUCAUCAGUUUGUAAAUGACUGUAUGUCUUAGAUGACCGAAACUGUUUCAUGGAUAAAAAAAAAAAAAGAUAAAAAAAAAAAAAAAACAUAUAUACUUCUCAGGGAAGUGUGAAAAUGGCCUUGACUAUUUUCCAAAUUAGGACCGAAUAAACUUCACUGUAAAAUGUAAAAAAUGAAGGUAAAUUAAUAGCUAGCUUUAUCUGUCAAUUAAACUCUACUUACUGUAUGUUAACAUUGCAAGCUUCCCAUUUAGCCUUAAGUAUUCUGGCGAGGCUGGGGUAAAAGCAAUCCAACAAGAGCCUGUAUAUAUUUUCUUGAUAUUAAAAUAUUUGUAAUAUUUAUAGUUACGCAUUUGUUUAAGGCAUAUGAACUGUAUAUAUAUACACACAUUGUAUAUUCAUCUUCAAUCCUUUUUGUUUUUUCUUAAAAAUGUGAUUUUGUAAAUACUAUUGAAUACAGUUAAUAAAAAUCGCAAUAAUUUUGUUACAGUCAUAAAAAAAACCUGU
Molecule: messenger RNA, 2001 nt
Organism: Clarias gariepinus (North African catfish)
Lineage: Eukaryota; Metazoa; Chordata; Actinopteri; Siluriformes; Clariidae
Gene: plvapb
Product: plasmalemma vesicle associated protein b
Exons: 5
Coding region: 98-1339 (413 amino acids)
Biological process (GO): positive regulation of cellular extravasation; regulation of vascular permeability
Cellular component (GO): caveola
Source: RefSeq, a predicted model, not a curated record